This is a messenger RNA of Cryptomeria japonica (Japanese cedar), 540 nucleotides long. RefSeq names its product receptor-like protein 53. The transcript has a single exon. The coding region runs from base 1 to 540 and encodes 179 amino acids. Lineage: Eukaryota; Viridiplantae; Streptophyta; Pinopsida; Cupressales; Cupressaceae. Gene Ontology annotation, molecular function: protein binding. The record is from RefSeq and is a predicted model, not a curated record.
AUGUACUUUACCUAUAAAUCAGAAAGAAAUGAGCAAGGAAAUUAUUCAGCUCCACUUCUUCGAUUUAAGAUGUCUGUGGGCUAUGGAGUUUUGUUCAUAUGGAUAAUAAUGGUGCACGUUGAUUUCCCAUUUUCGACAGCAUGUUCGCAAGAUGAAAGAACUUCGCUGUUGGAUUUCAAGGGUGGUCUUAAACUUUCCUCAGGCCGCUUAUCCUCUUGGAUUGGAUUCAACUGUUGCGAGUGGGAGGGUGUUGCCUGUGAUUAUCACACAUCUCAUGUUAUCGAACUUCGUCUAAGUGCUGAUGUAUCAUACAUCGAGGAGUUGACUGGUGAGGUCCAUAUAAAGAAAAGUCAGUUCAGUGGUGAGAUUCGUCCAUCUCUGUUUAAUCUGCACCAUCUACAGCACUUGGAUCUCAGCUGGAAUGACUUCAAAGGUAUUUCUAUUCCUCCCCAGUUAUCAAAACUCCAGAAACUUACAUUUCUUAGCUUGUCAAAUGCUGGAUUUGGAGGUGAAGUCCCUUUGGAAUUGGGAAAUAUGUAG